AUGAAAAGUGAGCCGUUCCAGCCGGUGGUGUCCGUCGUUGGCUGGGACCGUCGUCCCGUGUGGUGGCUGUCGUUGCGGAUCAGCCGCCGUCGUUGUCACGGUGUGCAUCGACCAGACGCGGUGGCACGAAUAUCGAACCGAUGCUCGAUCUCUUACAAGCCGAAGUGGCUUUCCGUUGUAGAGGAACACGUCACGUUCACCGAAUGA
Molecule: messenger RNA, 207 nt
Organism: Soboliphyme baturini
Lineage: Eukaryota; Metazoa; Nematoda; Enoplea; Dioctophymatida; Soboliphymatidae
Source: the annotation of a GenBank genome assembly